UGAAAUUAUGUAUUACUGCUUUUAAUUCACAUGCAGGAUAAAAUUAUUCACUGGUGAAUUAGACGUUAUCUCGAUAUAUCGCAUACAUAUUAUGCUAUUAAUUACUUAACACUAUAUCCUCCCGAGGAGUAUGCACACGUAUCUUAUGAAUAAUAAGUUUACAUACACUGUUGUAGUACAAUCUAUGUAACUAAUCGUAAAAGUAAUAUACAUAUGAAUGCAUGUAGGACGACGGUAAGAAACCUGGUUUAAGACAAUUCGUCCAUUUCAAGAAUUGUAGAAAGCAAAAUUAUCGAAUGGCCACGGUUGACUGUGUCUGCGUAAUAGUAAUAAACGUUUUUAUUCGUCGCGUUAGAAUCCCACCGGAGUGGGAGCUCACUGAUCAUUGAUGAUCAAUGAUUGAUCUCACUCACUCCGGUGUGAAUUAAUUCCACUACCACUCGUAAAAGUAAACAAACGUAAUUCUCCCCGCCCACACUCUGAACGUGAAUAAAUUAGUGAAAUUAGUAUUACUUAAAAGUUGGACAUGGCACCCAUUUUCAAGAAGCUGCGAAAAAGAGUGGCAGCCAAAAGUGAAGCUUUCAAAGUGGCAAAAAAACAAAAUCGAUAUGGGUGUGACAUGUGUGAGGAACGUUUUACGAGUUUUUAUGAUCUUGACAUUCAUCGAAAAAGACACUUGGAGAUUAAGGAAUUAGCUUGUGACAAGUGCAGCAAAACGUUUGUCGCACCGUGUGAUCUGAAAAGUCAUCAGUUGACCCACUCCGAUGAGAGAAAGUUUGUGUGUGUAGUAUGUGGGGUAAAGUUUAAAAGGUUUGUCUCUCAUUAUUCAUGUAAUUUCGUAUUAUUGAGUGUUUGAUUAACCUAAACAUACUUUGAAUAACUUUAGAAAUUCUGAUGUCCUUCGGCACAUGAGGGGACAACAUCCCGGAUCCAGCCUGAUUAAAAACUCAAUGACUAGGCCGAACAACUCGUACAAAGAUUUCGACGUAGAGACUAUUGGUGGUGAAUUUGUUGCGACGUGCAUAACUUGCAGAUUCGUGGUGACUAAUCAGCUGUCGAUGCAACAGCAUACAAGGAGAGGACACGUCGCCAUUCCAACACACGUUUACGCAGAAGGUGACGGUUGCAAAAUUGUUCCGAGAGCAUUUAAACAUGAAGAUUAUUAUGAGAGUAAUGGCGGAUUACACAAUGUAACACUCAAAAUUUGGAUGAAGGACAACACGAUCGGUCUGAGUAUAAGUAAAACUACUUAUGGAGACGGGGUUCUUGCCGCCCAGAGAAACAAGAAUGCAAUGAAGAGUGCCGGGCGUCACAACACCACAAUGCUGAAGAAGGCUUGCUCGUCGAGGGUCCUCCUCCCAGAAGGAUAUGAGGUUAUGUGUGAGGAAACAAGAGUCGUCCCCAUCCACCUUUUCAAGGAACUUUGUGCAGUUCGAACGGGAAGUGGUUAGUUCGCAACAUUCUUCAAAAAGUGUGCGUGGACACGUUGAUGCCCCCAGAAGCUCUCACGUAUUUUGAAGAAGAUCAACUCGUCAUCAUCAUCGAAGCAGUGGAAAAGUUGAAGAACUCGUUGGUUGUUGGGGACCGUGAACUAGUCUUUAUAGACGAAGUAGAAGAAGGCGAUCGACCACUGGGCGACCCGAUUCUCAGGGCAAAGAUUGAAGAAGGGACUUCAAAAAUUUGCAAAUUGGAGGAAGAGCUGCAUCAGGCCUCCCUUCGUGAAGAAGAGUUGCUCAAGGAGUUGGAGGAUGAGAAAGAAGCUCACAAUGAGACCAAAAAAAAGUUGGUGGCGAUGAAGCGAGAACGAGCUUUGUUGCUGCGUGCAAAUUCUGAAAAGAGGAAUGCGAACCGUGUUCCCCUCUCAAACGCCACCAACUCACCGGUGAAGUGGAAGAAAUGACAUAAUCUUUCUUGAAAUUAUCAUUUUUUGUUGUGUUCUGACAAUCUUAUUGAUUAUAGUAUUUAUUGUAGCCUAUAGUAAUAAGUGUCCAAAAUACUUUACUGUAAUACCAAACCGCUUUAUAUAGUACGACUUUUUAAAAGCGUGAAAGGGUAUUGGUGGAAAAUAAAUAUUUCAUAUAGUCAAAAGGGCUCGAGAGAAUUUGUCUAGAUCACAAGCUCAUGGUUUAAACUUGCAUAAUUUAAACGACGCUUUAGGUAUUCAUUUAAUUUGACUUUCUUACACCCACGUAUUUAGAGCUCUUCCUGUGGAGCUUAUUAAACUACGUAAUCUCAUGGAGCUAAGUUUGCGGGAUAACCCUCUAGUACAUAAAUUUGUACGGGACAUGGUAUACGACCCCCCAUCCCUCAUGGAACUAGCAGGAAGAACAAUUAAACUGAAGAAAGUUCCAUACCAACAUUCAGAUUUACCCCAAAAUUUAAUUGACUAUCUCCGUUGUGCACAUCAAUGUGUAAAUCCUCGAUGCAAAGGAGUAUUCUUUGACACUCGAGUGGAACACAUUAAAUUUGUCGACUUCUGUGGAAAAUACCGAGUUCCACUUCUCGAAUACUUAUGUUCCGUAAAAUGCAGUGAUCACAGAUCUCCAGCAUUUGAGGCCAGCGACUCAGAUUCAGAUGAAUAUCGAAUGCGUAAAGUUUUGCUCGGAUAGAUGUAGUAUCGCAAUAUUGUUACCCUUACGACCUCGUUCCUGAUGGCAUUGUACAUUUCUUUCACACACAUAAUAAAAAUUACUAAUGACGCUACCUA
Molecule: messenger RNA, 2707 nt
Organism: Folsomia candida
Lineage: Eukaryota; Metazoa; Arthropoda; Collembola; Entomobryomorpha; Isotomidae
Product: leucine-rich repeat-containing protein 58
Exons: 7
Coding region: 2235-2609 (124 amino acids)
Source: RefSeq, a predicted model, not a curated record